Callorhinchus milii (elephant shark) is the source of this 1730-nucleotide messenger RNA. RefSeq names its product transmembrane protein 47 (gene tmem47). Bases 198 to 740 code for a protein of 180 amino acids. Gene Ontology annotation, cellular component: cell-cell junction; membrane. Lineage: Eukaryota; Metazoa; Chordata; Chondrichthyes; Chimaeriformes; Callorhinchidae. The record is from RefSeq and is a predicted model, not a curated record. Gene Ontology annotation, biological process: cell-cell adhesion. The transcript is spliced from 3 exons.
AGUGGGUGACCGGGUGGGAGGAGACCUUGAUGUUGAUGCGGGGUCCCAGCCCGGAGCUGCCUCACACGGUCCCGCUGUGUGAGUGUGUGUGAGUGUGUGUGUGGGUCAGACACACGCAGAGCCGGAGCCCGAGCACUCGGUGCUGCUGCUCAGUUCCUGGGGAGCGAGCAGUUGGGGGUCGGGGAUUGGGAGCGCUGAUGAUGUCCACGGCGGAGGAGAGCCGUGUGGCUGCGGUGACUCCGCUGAAGCUGACCGGGCUGGUGUGCGCGGUCCUGGCGCUGUGUCUGGACGUGGUGGCUGUGCUGAGCCCCGCCUGGGUCACCGCGGACACUCACUUCUCCCAGUCCCUGUGGCAGGCGUGUGUGCGGCCCGCCUCCAGCCCAGGCACUCCGUGGGUCUGCACCUGGACUCUGGACAGCGAUUGGAAAAUUGCUACAGUGGCUUUGCUUCUGGGUGGAGCAGCCAUUAUCCUCAUUGCUUUCCUCGUGGCUUUGAUCUCAAUCUGUCAGGGAACCCGUCGGAGAUUCUACAGACCUGUGGCUGUCCUGUUAUUUGCUGCAGUUGUUCUCCAAGUAUGUGGGCUUGUUUUGUAUCCAAUCAAAUUCGUAGAAACAGCCACCAUGCAAACAUACCACGAAUUCAACUGGGGUUAUGGUAUUGCCUGGGGAGCUACAAUCUUCGCAUUCGGGGGAGCCAUCCUUUACUGUUUAAAUCCCAAGAAUUAUGAUGACUACUACUAGAACAGAACUGAUUCUACUAAGAAAAUGAAAUACUCACAUCUCCACUAACUGGUUGCUCUCUAAGAUAGUGAAGUGUAGCAUUCAAUCUGUUUUAUCAAUACACUAUUCACUUUGGCUGCAUUGAAGAUAACUGCUUGAAAUCCUGUGCCACAGCUAACAAACUUCAGAAGAAUUCAAAGAUUAUUUUUCUGUGCAUUAGCCAUGUCAGAUACAAGCUUCCAAAAGUGUCAUAUCGAUUGAAAUGAAUCAGAGAGUUGGAAGUACAGUGAAGAAUACCAAUAUCAAGAAUACAAGAUGAAAAUCAUAAUGCGUGGAUGCUCAUUCCAAUCUGCCUUCUGAAAAGCAUUUGCUCCAAACUAAAUGGACAUGUAUUUUCAUUCUGAGGCUGGAAGUGGUGCCUUUUUGGACUAAUGUAUGACUUGGCUGGGGUAAAGUAUGGAACAUGCUGAUUGUACUGCAGUGACUCAAGUCAGACAUGCAUGCUUGUGUCAGUUUAAACGAGUCAGCCACACCUUCUCUAAAACUAGCAUUGCACUCUAAACAGGAGUAUAGAAUUACUACUACUACUAUCAAUUGUUUCAGAGAUAUGUAAUGUAUCUGGAACACAAAGCAGUUUCCAAGCUGUACUGAAUUUCCAUUAUAUUGUCCAGCUAAAGCUGCACCAUCCUGUUUUAGCUUUCUUAUGCUUAGAAUCACAUUUUGUAGAGUAUCUUCAUCAGAGAUAAAAGCAUAACAAAGGUAUAUAGAUUACAGCUUGAUUUGAAGUCACAGAUGAGCAUGUUGAUGCAUUGAAAGUUAAUAACUUUGCCUAGAAUGAUCCAGUAUAUAAUGGUUCGCACUCUAAUUUACUUGAGCAAUGACUGUAUUUUUAUAAUAAGUUUGUGUACACUAAUCUAUUUCCUGUAUGUACUAUAUUCCUUAAACUGUGCCUAAAAUCUAAUUUUGAUCAAUAUCUAUUAAGAUAAAUAUGAUAAAUAUCAGUUGCAGAUA